Molecule: messenger RNA, 2073 nt
Organism: Guyanagaster necrorhizus
Lineage: Eukaryota; Fungi; Basidiomycota; Agaricomycetes; Agaricales; Physalacriaceae
Exons: 8
Coding region: 200-1975 (591 amino acids)
Source: RefSeq, a predicted model, not a curated record
CUGGCACGCUAUCAAUCGUCUGAAUGUAUAUGAGCCGCUGUGAGUGGAAAACUAAUGACCAGUUUACGGAUGUAAUGAUGCUCAAUCCAAGGCAAUCACCGUGGCUGGUGGAAACUGACAAUCGAAGAAGCCGAGAAUUCGCGCGGACUUUGGUAAUCCCGUAAAUCCGGGCGCUUAAAAUGACAUACAAAUCUGACAAAUGCGACUCCUUGUACCUCUUCCACCAUUGUCAUUCUCUCUAUCUUCUAUCCUGACCGGAAGUGCAGGAUCUUCAGCAAUCUCACUGGCCAUAACAAGGAUGUCAGAAAGCCCGCCAACAGAUACAAGCCAGAAAGAUGUCAAAGGUCCUUCACCUACUUCAUUACUGUUAUCGCCACCUGGCUCUCCACAUGAGAGGGUCAAUGAUGAUGCUUCCUCUCCCGGCACACCUCAUUCCCUGCGAUCACAUGAUGCUGCUGCCGAUAUCCUACAAAGUUUUUCGAGCAACGUGUCACUGGCAGAGUUGCCAUCCCUUUCUCCGCCGAUUAUAGCUUCCACGCCGUCGUCCUUGACAUCGUCAGCCUCCCUCACACCAUCAGGACACCAGUACAACGUAUAUCCGAACUAUGCUCCACAUUUGAUGGAGCCAUCUUUGGACCCUCCCUCUCAGUCCAACCAGAACGCGUCAUCUCCGUAUUCCCAUUCCAUAUCAUCAGGAUCAGACAUGUCUGCUCUCGGACGAACUCAAAACAUCCCAUCGCCCCAGGAAGAUGGAGACGCAGGCUACAUUCCUGAUGACUCGGACAAUAAAUCACAACAGCAGCUUCCUCAGCUUCCCCACAACCCGUACUACUUUUUCACACCUACACCGCCGUUGCACCAGCCUCCAGUCCAUGCGCAUCAAAAUCUAGUAAAUAAUCAGCUGGGACUCGGAUUCCAUUCGCGUUUUACGCCUGUAGUUCCUCACCCACCCAUUCAGCAUCCAACGCCUCCCAAUCCCGGGCCGUUCGCUCCUCCAGCUGGUACAGUUCCAAGAGGGCAGCAAGCACCUUCGCAGCCCAAGCCCCCAGGAGUUAGGAUAGUCCAUGCUGAUGAUUACGAGCAGCGAUAUCCCGAGGACCCUUCAGGAUCCGAAUGUGGUCCCAUGGCUAGGAUCUGGCGGAUCUUCCUUGACGAGUGUCAGGAAUUCGAUGCCGGGAGAAUAGAUAUUCUCCAAGACAGUGUAGACGUUCUGCUGGUAUUUGCUGGUUUGUUCUCUGCUGCUGUAUCGACGUUUGUAGCACAGACAUCCCAAAGCCUGCAGACAGACUACACGAAGAUAUCCGCCUAUUUAUUGUAUGAAGCCGUCAGCAUCCAGCGCGCUAUCGCUACUGGCGCUGUGGUUAGUUCUAUUCCCGUGUCUCCAUUGAACCCCACGACCACUUUCGUUGCAUCCACGUCUGAUCGUUGGGUCAAUGGCCUGUGGUUUGCAAGUCUUUCCUUAAGUUUGAUAACUGCUCUUGUCGCGGUGCUGGCAAAGCAGUGGAUACGACAACACAUGCUGGCGUCAUCCGGUACUCCGCGAGAUCGGGCUAGGAUUCGUCAGUUUCGAUAUAUGGGUUUCGAGGAGUGGCACGUCCCAGUUAUUAUUGGCAUCCUUCCGUCUCUGUUGCAUAUGUCUCUCACUAUCUUUCUCGUAGGACUGGUCAUCUUCCUGGUGGCCUUGGAGCGUCCAAUUGCAUAUGUAAUGCUUGCAAUAACGGGAGGAUCAUAUGUGUUAGAACUCUUACGAUGGACACCGAAAGAGCAAGAUACGCAGUAUCCCCCUUCCAUUCGGGAGUUGGAACUUCAAACCAUUAAAUCUCAGUCGGACUCGUUGGACGUUCAAUCUCUUCGUUGGCUGUACACCAUAUCUUCCAAUCCUACGGUUCACAGCUGUGUCAUACAGAGCAUCGGUGGGCUCCAGCUCAGCGUCAACUCUGAAGAGUUGGAUACUUCAUUCCAAGCCAUAUAUUGAUCGCAAAUAUUCUGUUCUGGCGGAGGGCAUGGAAACAUGUGUCGAACGCCUGCUUCGUAGUGGUCUCCGGCUUUCAGCAGCUAUGCAACAAAGCUAUA